This is a messenger RNA of Anthostomella pinea, 672 nucleotides long. The record is from the annotation of a GenBank genome assembly. Lineage: Eukaryota; Fungi; Ascomycota; Sordariomycetes; Xylariales; Xylariaceae.
AUGGCGGAGAAAAUGUCGUCACACGGCCCAUUCUCCCAGGCGCCCAGUCUUGAAGGGGAUACGAAACCGAACUUAUCCCGCUUCGUUCAGAACGCAGUCCGUCGGGGCAUUUUCGGUUCUUUCCAGCAUCAAAAGAAAGAGGACAGCCAUCAUUCGACCGACGGGCCUAAGCAACCGCCAAGUUUCGAUUCGUCAGCACCACCUAGCAAGCUUCGCAGCAAAGAUGCUGAGCUGGAAAGUCCUGACGGUCUUCACACACCGCCCGCGGAGGCUCAGGCGGGCACUGGUUACAUCUCUUAUGACGCUCAAGGGCAAGAAACCCAACAGAGGAUCAUAUCGCUCGUCGAUCGAUACGUGACCUCAAAGUUUCGCACGGAACAGGAUGUUCUGGUCGACAGGAUCGUCGAUAAACUAAUUCCUAGGUUGGAGAUUGCAGCUUCUAAGGCAGUGCAGAGAGAGAUGGACCUGUCCAUCGAGGAGCUCCGCAGCGAGACGACGGAGGAGAAAAUCCAGACGAUUCAGGACAGGAUUCAGGACCUUCCGGACGAUGCACUUGAGAGACUGUUCUCCCAGAAUACCAUGAUCAAUACGCUGAAGCGGCUGUUGAAUCGCUUGGAGCUUGAUGACGCGUGUAAUGACUGGGAAGAUGUCGGUGCUGGGAGCAGCCGGUAA